CCCCACCCAUCCCUUUAAAAAAUAAUAGUAGAUUUGACAGUUUCUUGGGCUAAAUGAGAAGUCUCCCCAAGCUACUCCCCACGUCGCUGUUGUGUUUUCUCCCGCUGUGGCUGAACGCUCAGCCUUGAUGGGCACAAGGAGAAAGGCUGGAGGGUAAUGUGUCCCGGUCCCCGGGCUUGGUGAGGGUCAUUCAUGUUCCGCCGGCUUGAGGAGCAGCUGGGCUGUCCGCUCUGCUGCUGGCUGCGCCGCCGCCGCUGCCGCGCUGCCCCGGGAGCCAGUCAUGGACCGCUUCCUGGGAUUUGUCAAGCAGAUUCGGAGAUCCAGGAGAAGAAAGGGGAAAAAGUACCGGCCAGAAGAGGAUUACCAGGAGGGCUACGAGGAUGUCUAUUACUACGCUUCGGAGCAUUUUCGAAAUGAGAGUCCCUACACUAAAUCUGCCAGCCAGACAAAGCCGCCCGAUGGAACAUUGGCUGUGAGGAGACAGAGCAUCCCAGAGGAAUUCAAGGGCUCCACCGUGGUGGAGCUGAUGAAGAAGGAGGGAACCACUCUUGGUCUGACGGUAUCGGGAGGAAUUGAUAAAGAUGGCAAGCCAAGAGUAUCCAACCUGCGGCAGGGAGGAAUUGCUGCCAGAAGUGACCAGCUGGAUGUGGGUGACUACAUCAAAGCGGUGAAUGGGAUCAACCUGGCCAAAUUCCGCCACGAUGAAAUCAUCAGCCUGCUGAAAAACGUCGGGGAAAGAGUGGUCCUGGAGGUGGAGUACGAGCUUCCCCCUGUCUCUGUACAAGGAUCGAGUGUUAUGUUCCGAACAGUGGAGGUCACUCUGCACAAAGAAGGCAACACCUUCGGUUUUGUCAUCCGAGGGGGAGCGCAUGAUGAUAGAAAUAAGUCCCGUCCGGUUGUGAUAACCUGUGUUCGUCCUGGAGGGCCUGCUGACAGAGAAGGCACCAUCAAACCCGGAGACAGGUUGCUCAGCGUGGAUGGAAUUCGGCUUCUGGGAACCACGCAUGCGGAAGCCAUGAGCAUCCUUAAACAGUGUGGACAAGAAGCAACGCUGCUGAUAGAAUACGAUGUCUCCGUGAUGGAUUCUGUGGCGACAGCAUCCGGGCCACUACUAGUUGAAGUUGCCAAAACUCCGGGUGCCAGCCUUGGGGUUGCCCUAACUACCUCCGUGUGCUGUAACAAACAGGUCAUCGUCAUAGACAAAAUCAAAUCUGCAAGUAUUGCGGACAGAUGCGGUGCGCUACACGUGGGCGAUCACAUCCUCUCCAUUGAUGGCACGAGCAUGGAGUACUGUACCCUCGCAGAAGCCACCCAGUUCCUGGCCAACACCACGGACCAGGUCAAGCUGGAGAUUCUCCCACACCAUCAGACCCGCCUUGCCCUGAAAGGCCCUGACCAUGCAGCUAUGGUGCCCUCGUCCUCUCCCACCUCUAUGAGUGCGUACAGUCUGAGCUCCCUGAACAUGGGGACUUUACCUCGAAGCCUCUACUCAACCAGCCCACGAGGAACCAUGAUGAGGCGGAGACUGAAAAAGAAAGACUUCAAAAGCUCACUGUCACUAGCCUCUAGCACUGUGGGAUUGGCUGGACAGGUUGUCCACACUGAAACCACAGAGGUUGUGCUGACGGCUGAUCCUGUCACGGGAUUUGGAAUCCAAUUGCAGGGCAGCGUGUUUGCCACAGAGACGCUCUCCUCCCCGCCUCUGAUUUCCUAUAUUGAAGCUGACAGCCCAGCAGAGAGAUGUGGUGUGCUACAAAUCGGAGACAGAGUCAUGGCCAUAAAUGGAAUCCCAACAGAAGACAGCACCUUUGAGGAAGCCAAUCAGCUCCUGAGAGACUCUUCCAUCACGAGCAAAGUCACACUGGAAAUCGAAUUUGAUGUUGCAGAGUCUGUCAUCCCAAGUAGUGGAACAUUUCAUGUAAAACUGCCUAAGAAGCACAGCGUGGAACUUGGAAUAACCAUCAGUUCGCCAUCCAGUAGAAAACCAGGGGACCCUCUUGUCAUUUCGGAUAUCAAGAAAGGCAGUGUGGCACACAGAACGGGAACUCUGGAACUUGGAGAUAAGUUGCUUGCAAUAGAUAACAUCCGGUUGGACAACUGCUCCAUGGAAGAUGCGGUCCAGAUCCUCCAGCAGUGUGAAGACCUGGUGAAGCUCAAAAUCCGCAAAGAUGAAGAUAACUCAGAUGAGCAGGAGAGUUCUGGAGCGAUUAUUUACACGGUGGAGCUGAAGCGCUAUGGGGGGCCCCUUGGCAUUACGAUCUCUGGAACUGAAGAGCCAUUUGAUCCAAUUAUCAUCUCUAGCCUCACUAAAGGGGGAUUAGCUGAAAGGACGGGAGCGAUCCACACGGGAGAUCGAAUCCUAGCCAUCAACAGCAGCAGCCUGAAGGGGAAGCCUCUGAGUGAAGCCAUCCACUUGCUACAGAUGGCGGGAGAGACUGUCACCCUGAAAAUUAAGAAACAGACAGAUGCCCAAUCCGCAUCAAGUCCCAAGAAGUUCCCCAUCCCCGGCCACUCGAGUGACCUAGGAGAUGGUGAGGAGGACUCCUCCCCAAUACAGAAACCUGGCAAGCUCUCCGACGUGUACCCCUCCACAGUGCCCAGCGUGGACAGUGCUGUGGACUCCUGGGAUGGGUCUGGAAUAGAUGCCAGCUAUGGGAGUCAAGGCUCGACUUUUCAGACUUCAGGAUACAAUUACAGCACCUAUGAUUGGAGGAGUCCGAAGCAAAGAGCCAGCCUGUCCCCGGUCCCCAAGCCUCGAAGCCAGACAUACCCAGAUGUGGGCCUGAGUAAUGAAGACUGGGAUCGGUCCACAGCCAGUGGCUUCGCAGGGGCUUCUGACAGUGCAGACGCUGAACAAGAGGAAAACUUCUGGUCUCAAGCACUGGAGGACCUGGAGACCUGCGGCCAGUCAGGGAUCCUGAGAGAGCUUGAGGAGAAAGCUGACAGGCGUGUGUCAUUGAGAAACAUGACCCUCUUGGCAACAAUCAUGUCGGGGAGCACUAUGAGUUUGAAUCAUGAGGCUCCAACGGCUCGCAGUCAGCUGGGGAGACAGGCCAGCUUCCAGGAGCGGAGCAGUUCACGGCCACACUAUAGCCAAACAACUCGCAGCAACACCCUGCCCUCAGACGUGGGCAGAAAGUCUGUAACCCUGCGGAAAAUGAAGCAAGAAAUAAAGGAGAUUGUAUCCCCAACUCCUGUGGAGCUUCACAAGGUGACCUUAUACAAGGACUCUGGAAUGGAGGACUUCGGAUUCAGUGUGGCAGACGGCCUGCUGGAGAAAGGAGUGUAUGUCAAAAAUAUCCGCCCAGCUGGGCCAGGUGAUCUUGGUGGCUUGAAGCCCUAUGACAGACUCUUACAGGUUAAUCACGUCCGGACGAGAGACUUUGACUGCUGCCUGGUGGUGCCUCUCAUAGCCGAAUCUGGCAACAAGCUGGACCUGGUUAUUAGCAGAAACCCACUGGCCUCGCAGAAGUCGAUAGACCAGCCGGCUCUGCCCAGCAACUGGAGUGAACAGAACAGCGCCUUCUUCCAGCAGCCCAGCCACGGUGGUAAUCUAGAGACACGAGAACCCACUAACACAUUAUAGCAGUACUUUUAUAGCAGUACAGGGCAAAAGACAAUAUCUACAUGGUGCUAAAAAACAAAAAAACAAAAACCCUUUAAGAUUUCUGUGACACCUGAAGCACAGAGAAUCACGUGGCAUUAACGCAAGCACAGGGGUCUUUUAAAUCUCCCUCAUGGCUCAUGUUCUCAUCCCUUCCCAACUAGAAGAGGUUUCUUUUAGAAUGACCACUCCGGUAACUGGCGGGUCCUUCUCUGCCGGGGCCCAGUGGUAGAGAAUACAGACUAAGGCAGCCCACCCCUUUCCCCAAUUGAGAUCGGAGGAAAGUUUUUACAGUCCACCUUUACUGUCACUUUUUACGGAGAGAAACAUCUGUUUGAAAAUAUUCUCUAUGAUAAUUUCCUGAAUGAACUAAGUUUCUUACUGUCAAGUCAUUAGCAUAAGAACAUGAUCAACACGGAUUUACGUAUAACUGGCUCGAUAAGGGGAGCUAGGAUGGAUGACCCGGCCAGGCCUGCCGCAGGGGGAGGGGUGCAGGUAUAACAUUAGGUUUUCUUAAAAUAUUUCACAACAAUGCACGUAGGAGACCAUAAUAGGUGGUGGUAAAUGUUUUGCCCAAAUAUAGGAAUGAUUUUAACUAAGAUGUAUGCUAUUCCCUAUGCAACAGAUGAUCAAACAGGAUAUGUCUUGUGACCUGUUUUUUUUUUCCCCCCUUAAGGACACAUUUUUUUCUUUUAAAAAAUAGCUGAAAAAUCUCUGAUAAUGAAUUAGAGUAUGUAGUAACACUGAGAAUUAGUGAUAUGAUCCUAUUUUUAAAAAUCCAAGACUAAGAAUUUAAGGAGUGAAGAAUCUAACGAGACACUUUAUGGGUAGGCAAAUAGAAUUGACUCAUCCAGCUCAGAUGUCUGCAGACUGCUUCACCGAGGGGCGCACAGCCCCUGCACUCACUGACAGCUUUCGUUCUGAGCCACGCCCCUUGCUUAACUUGUAAAUACAUUUUCACAUAGCUCAUUGCCAAUCACUGUCCCCCAAAGCAAUAACCGUGACAGUUGCUUUAAAUGUCUGUGGGCAACUGUUUUCAUUUGUUCAGAUAUUUUGAAUAGCUACACUAAUAACUGUUAUUUGGUAAAUAUUUAAAGAAAAAAAUAGAUCUGUAUAUUGAUGGUAGAAUGUCAAAAACAAUUCUUUUCCAAACAUGUUCAUUUUGGGCCACUAAAUACAACCCGCACAGGCAAAACAUCGAAACACUGUGUCCUUUGUUUAAGGGAAAUGAUUCAUCUUUCUUUUUUUUUGUGCAAAGAAAUAUAUGAUUUCAAACACAUUUCUGAACUGCCAGGGCAAGAAAGUAUAGAGCAGAAUCAUGUUAAGGAAAAAAAAAUGAUCAUGAGUCACUUAAAUAUGUAUUUUUGUUUGUAACAAACAAGUAUUAAACUGUAAAGUAUUUUUGUACAAAUUUAAUACUUUAAUAGCAUGGUAUUUAUCGUCUAUGUAUGGUUUUGGGGAAUUCAAAAUUGUUGCAAAUAUUUGUAUGGAAAAAAAAAACCCUCUACCAAAUGGAAUAAACGAUGAUUUUAAAGAAACAAA
Arvicanthis niloticus (Nile rat) is the source of this 5146-nucleotide messenger RNA. Lineage: Eukaryota; Metazoa; Chordata; Mammalia; Rodentia; Muridae. The record is from RefSeq and is a predicted model, not a curated record.